AUGUCCUCAUCCCCCAUUUACAUCAAAAUUCGUGUUAAUGACCAACCAACUGAAGCAAUUGUUGAUACAGGAUCCGCCAUCUCCAUUAUUCAUUUAAAUUUUCUAAAAACUAUUCAACACAACAAAUUUACUUAUACAACCCGUAAAUGUCAAACAGCAAAUUCAACUCCUCUCAAAAUUAUCGGACAAAUUGAAUUAGAAAUUCAAAUUAAACAUAUUAAAACUUAUGUCAUUGCUUAUGUUGCAACAAACUUAAUUACAUCAAUUCUUUUAGGCAAUGACUGGAUCAAUUCUAAUCAUGUUCAUCUUUUUGGCGAUCAAAAUUAUUUAACUAUUCCUGAUCAAUAUGGUCAUUUAACUCAAAUUUCGUACACCGAACCGCCUUCCAUUAACUAUCCUGCUAUAUUAGUCAAUCAAAUUACUCUUCCUCCUUAUUCACAAACAUUAGUUGAUAUUACUUCUCAAGUUAGUAAUGCCAACAAUUUAAUAUUCGAACCUUAUGAUCGUUAUAUUUCAAAAUUUAUGUUUAUACCAUACACGUUAUUAAAUGUUCAUAAUCAUCAAGCAAAAAUUUUACUGAUAAAUGCCCAAAAUCGACAACAAACAUUAUCAAAAAAUACGCGCAUUGGAACCAUAUCAUAUGAUACAACAUUCUCCAUAUGUACUACAAUACAAGAUUCGACAAAAUCCAAAUCGCUGCUAAAUCAUCAACCAUUACGAAGGUCAAAAAAUUUUAAAACAAGAGCUAUCUCAUACAGUAAAGAUAACUCGGAUCAAAUUAUACGGAAUAAUCGUUGCCAUCACUGUAAUGAAUAUUUUUUAUCUGGAAAUGAUUUACAAAAGCAUUUACGUGCACAAUGUUAUUCAGCUCAGAUUCGAAAACAAAUAAUCGAAUCGAUUGCUCAUAUAGAAAAUCCGAAACAUCAAUUAGCAAUUCAAGAUAUAUUAUGGCGAAAUAAAAUAUUAUUUGAUCCUACACCGUCAAUUAUUAAUAUACCUCCACAAUCUGCUAUUAAAACUGGUGAUCAUCCACCUCUUUAUUCAAAACAAUAUCCUGCAUCUGACAAGGAUCAACAAAUUAAAUUUCAAGAAACACAGAAAUUAUUAGAACGUGGUCAAAUUGAAGAAUCAACUUCUCCAUGGUCAUCACCUAUUGUUCUUGUUAAGAAGAAAGACAAAACUAUGCGAUUCUGUAUUGAUUAUCGUCGAUUAAAUGCUAUUACGAUUAAAGAUGCAUUUCCACUUCCUCGAAUUGAUGAAAUUUUUGAUCAAUUAUCUGAUGCAAUGUAUUAUACAAAAUUUGAUUUUAAAUCUGGAUAUUUCCAGGUUCCUCUAUCUAAAGAGGACCGACCAAAAACGGCUUUCUCCACACGAGACAAUCAUUAUCAAUUUACAGUUCUUCCUCAAGGAAUAACAAACGGUCCAGCAACAUUUCAACGUGUUAUUAACCAUAUAUUAGGUCCUACACGAUGGAAAUAUGCAUUAGCAUAUAUUGAUGAUAUAAUUAUAUAUUCAAAAACAUUCGAAGAACAUUUAUCACAUCUCAAUGAAAUUUGUCAAAUAUUAAAAAAUGCUCGAUUUCGUCUUAAUCCAGAAAAAUGUGAAAUAGCUCGAACUCAAACAGAUUAUCUUGGUCACAAUAUUAAAAAUGGUGAAAUUCGUCCAAGUGCAAACAAUAUCAAUGGUUUAUUAAAUACACGAUUACCACAAACUGCAGAUGAAGCUUGCAAAUUCGUUAAAGCAGCUGAAUAUUAUAGAAAAUUCAUACCAAAUUUUUCUCAAAUAGCCGAACCACUUCGAAAAUUCGUUCCGACUACAAGAACUCAACGAAAAAAAGGACAAAAAACCAUUAUUACAUUAACAAAUGAAGAAAUCAAAGCCUU
This is a messenger RNA of Rotaria sp. Silwood1, 1883 nucleotides long. Lineage: Eukaryota; Metazoa; Rotifera; Eurotatoria; Philodinida; Philodinidae. The record is from the annotation of a GenBank genome assembly.